Molecule: messenger RNA, 381 nt
Organism: Phragmites australis (common reed)
Lineage: Eukaryota; Viridiplantae; Streptophyta; Magnoliopsida; Poales; Poaceae
Product: GTP-binding protein At2g22870-like
Exons: 2
Coding region: 1-381 (126 amino acids)
Source: RefSeq, a predicted model, not a curated record
AUGGACUGGUCUGCAUUUACCAAGGGGUACUUCUUGAACAGAGAUACCUUGGUUGGUGCCCUGCUCCUUAUUGAUGCAAGUAUUCCACCUCAGAAAAUCGACCUUGACUGUGCUAACUGGCUUGGUCGUAACAACAUAAGGCAGCAUAUUCUCCAGCUGACUAUUGGAUUGACCUUUGUGUUCACAAAGUGCGACAAAGUAAAGAAAGGUAUAGGGGGGCGGCCUGAUGAGAACAUCAAGGAGUUCCAGGACACAAUCAGUGGGCUGUAUCCAGAGCCACCACCAUGGGUCAUGACGAGCAGCGUUACCGGAUUAGGCCGCGACAGGCUGCACCACCAUAUGUCGCAGCUGAGGAACUACUGGGACAACGAAUCAGUCUAG